Messenger RNA from Marchantia polymorpha subsp. ruderalis, 8240 nucleotides. NCBI's taxonomy places the organism in Eukaryota, Viridiplantae, Streptophyta, Marchantiopsida, Marchantiales, Marchantiaceae. The record is from the annotation of a GenBank genome assembly.
CCGGAUUGAUUUCGAUCGGUAGCUGGCCAGCAGCAGAGCGGCCAAGCCAAACAAAGCGAAGCCUAAAGAGUGGGGGCGGGGGCGAUGCAAAUCUGACCACCCGGGCGGUGGGUGGAGGGUUGGGCUGCUGCUGCUCCUGCUGCGGCUGCUUGCUGGCUGGCUGGCUGGCUGGCUGGUGGACUCCUGGUGCCCGGUCUGGCUCGGCUUGCUUCAUCAUUCAAGCAAGAAGGAGGAAGCGAGGCAGGAGGAGGCAGGAGGAGGCAGGCAGGCAGGCCGCAGAGAGGGUACUUGACUUGCUAGAUAGCUUGCUCGGGCUCGGGGUCCGGCUCGCUGUCCAGGACGGAUGAGAGGCAGCCAAGAAACAAAACCUGAAAGGGUGGGAGGGAGGAAGACAAUGAAGUGAAGAAAAUGUCGGGCUUCGGUUAAAAUAAAAAGGCAAGUGAGGAAGGAAGGCAAGGGAAAGGACGGGGAGGGGAGGGGAGGGGAAGGGAAGGGCAGGGAGAGGGAGGGGAGUGGAGGAAAAACCCCAAAUUAUUCUACUGCAAAAACAAACCAUGAUCAAGCGUAUGUAUGUAUCGGCGGCUGUUGCUGCUCUUGGUCCCGCUUAACAAUCAAUCUUCUUCCAUCAUCCUUCCGCCCGCGCGCCUACUAGCGAGCGAGCGAGCAAGCAUCAUCGCAUCACAUCACAACCCUUUAAGAACAUCGAUUACGAGUAAUGUGGUAGUGAUGUAAUGUAGCCUAGUAGGAGUAGUAGUGAGAGUAGAGCUAGUAGAACAUAGUAGUGGCGUGGUGCUGAUAAGAUUUAUGCACGAAAUCGGUUUCGCGGACCGGCAGCCAGGCACAGGCAGGCAUUUAUUCAUUCAUCACUUAUUCAUUCGAUCCCGCAUCCGCAUAGGCCGGUUGCUUGCUCGCAAACUCGCUCGCUCGCUCGCUAGCUUGUUUGCUUGCUUCAUCGACGAUCGAUACCGUACCGCACUAAAGCGACUUGUUGAUACUGUCGGUAAUUAGGACUCCCUCGCUGCUAUUGCGGAUUCCAAGACAUCCGUCCCUUUCCUUUCGCAGAUUUUGCGCUGGAUGUGAACUGCCAGCCAGCCGCUGUCGCUGUUGGAAGAUCCGUCUGUCUGUCGUGGUCUGCCUUGACCAUGCUUCGUUUCCGCUUGCUUCCAACCCUGUGCGCGCGUCUAUCUACCCCGAAUAGAUAGCAAGUCAGGAGGUCGGGCGACGGAGACGAGUGAUGUUGUGAUGCUCUCCACUCGUCACGAGUGCAAAGUUCCCAAACAAUUUUCUCAGGCGUCUAACUCACUCUAGAUUUCUCUCCGCGCGGGUCGUAGCAAGCACCGACGACUGUAGUGAUGGAUACGAGGCGGUAGUGUCUUUCAGAAAUCUGAAGAAAGCAGGGGAGGCAUUGGCGACAGUGCAGGUCUGCCACCAUUCUGAGCGGAGAAAACCAUAAUUUCUUUACAAGUCACCACUUUCGCACCAUACCAUUCUGCCGAGGUCAACCCAGCCGGCCGACCGAGACGUAUCGAGGCCAGAUGACACUUUCUCAUCGCUGAUCUCCUCGAGGACAUGUGCGCGCCCAGUUGGUGCGCGGAGAGUCCUCUUCAGAUCGAGGUUGGAGGUGGAACAUGGCUGAAACAUGGAAGACACAUUCGUCCGCGAGGGUUUGUGUAGCGGGUGUGGCGAAACAAUCCGCGCCAUCGCGAUGAUCUGUUGGUGCCGCUUUCGUCCACAGGGAGUCUUUUUCGCGAAGGUUGCGCCCGAGCAUAUUGUUCAUACCUUCCGUCCCGAUCUCUGAUCCACGCGUUUUAGCUCCAAGUAAUUUUGUUGCUAUGGAUUCCGACGGGGAGAAUCGCCUCUCGUCACCCGAAGAGAAAAACCCUAAAAGGAGAAUGAAGACUCCUUUCCAGCUCGAAGCAUUAGAACGAGUGUAUGCUGAGGACAGGUAUCCCACGGAAGCCGUGCGAGCGGAGCUCUCCUCGCAGCUCAAUCUCUCCGACAAGCAGCUGCAAAUGUGGUUCUGCCAUAGAAGGUUGAAGGAUAGGAAGGGGAAGGAUGAUGAAAUUCCCGGGGCAGCGGGACGCAAGAAGCAAAAGACGGAUAGGCCUGGAGGGGGUGUGGGAGCUAGUGCAGGAGGUGGAGGAGGAGGGGGAGGUUUAAAAGCAGGGUACCCGGGUGCAGUCCUAGAACCCGAAAUGGGGGAAGCUGCUGCCGUCGGCCGCAAUGGGUACAAUGACGAGUUGGAUUUCGAAGAGGAAGAACACGGAAUGGGUAUGUUGCGGGGUUCAGCAAGCGCCCAGCCGCAGCACAGAAAAGUGGCUGCCCAAGAAGCCGAGCCUGCUCCCAGGAGAAGGAAUCAGGCUCCGGUUGGAAGAGUCGUCGAUCCCCGAGCUGCAGCUGAAAAUGCUGCUGUAUCCGCUGUCGAAGCACAGCUUGGGGAGCCCGUACGAGAGAAUGGUCCAAUUUUGGGGGUAGAGUUCGAUCCUCUACCUCCAGGUGCCUUUGGAACUCCAAUAGACCACAAGUCGGAGCAGAGAGUAGCUACUGCACCUCCACGAGUUCACAGCGAGGAUAGAGCUCAAGAGCGUCAGGAAAGUCGUCCAAGCAAAGCUGGAGCUUUUGGGCUCCCUCCCUUGCCAACAACAGGGGUGAAGCGUAAAGCAGUAGGACUGUCUGGACAGCAAAGUUUCAGUGCCCAGCAAGUGCCAAGAACACCUCGAGAGUUCCAGUUUCUACCUGAGCAGCCUACUGCACGAGAAGAGAGUCAGAGCCAUCAGAGACAAAUCCAGUUGAAUCUUCACCCGAAUGCUGAGAGAUUUGAUUUGCUUCCAGCUCCCAGGGUUCGUUCUCUUUCUCCACUGGGAGGUUUCUUACCCACAAAUAUGCAUUCCAUACCUUCAGGGGAUGGGUAUGGUUUCCCGCAAGAAAGAGUGCAAAAUGUUGGGAUUAGCCUUUUACCGCCAGGUGAAAGCAGGCCUAGUGGUUUGUAUGCACAAAAUGGGCUUGGUUUGGAUGACCCUCAACGGCGGGGACUGUAUCAUAGCUUUGACGUAGAGGGGCAAAUGGGCUUUCGUCAAACUGCAAUACAAGCGAUGGCGGCUAACCAAUCCGCUGUAGCCCCCACCGAAAGUCUAGCCCUCUUCCAUGAACAUGAACAAGCACGGUUGGAGAAGAAGCGCAAGAGUGAAGAGUUGAAGGUGGCGAAAGAGUCCGAAGCUAAUGUGAAGCGAAUGAAACGAGAGAUGGAGAGGCAAGAGAUUGUUCGUCGGAAGAAAGAGGAGCAAAUGCGGAGAGAACUUGAAAAGCAGGACCGCGAUAAACGCAAAGAAGAGGAACGAGCUGUUCGCGAAAGGCAGCGAGAGGAAGAGAGGAUACAACGAGAACACAGAAGAGAAAUGGAGCGUCGGGAAAGAAUGCUCCUGAAGGAAAACAAGCGGAUCGAAAAGCAACGACGCAAAGAAGAGGUGAGGAAGGCAAAAGAGGCUGCCAGGCUGAAGGCUGCAUCAGAGAGGGCAGCAGCGAAGAAAUUAUCGAAGGAGUCCAUGGACACUAUUGACGAUGAGCAGCUAGAGUUGAUGGAGGCUGCGACUGCGCAGGGUUUGUUUUCUGUCAAUGGGCUGGAUGAUGGCGGUGCCCAGGUCAUGGACAUUUCCAAGGUGUUGCUGAAGAAGUUCCCCCCUGCGUCAGUUCGAAUGAAGCUGCCAUUGGCAAUCCGUCCUUGGAAUGAGCUGGAACAUUGCAUGGGCCACUUCUUCAUGGUUUGGAGAUUUUUGACAACAUUUGCUGAUGUCAUUGGGCUGUGGCCCUUCACUCUCGACGAGUUUGCUCAGAGCCUUCAUGACUUUGAUCCAAGGCUGCUUGGUGAAAUACAUAUUGCACUCAUCAAGACGAUGGUAAAAAACAUUGAAGAUGCAGCGCAAGCUGCGACCAGUGGAGCAGGGGGCAGCCAAAAUGCAAUUGCCCUUGCCUCUGGUGGACACCCUCAGCUUGUAGAGGCGGCUUACGAAUGGGGUUUUGACAUCAAAGAAUGGGGUCAGCACGUAAACCCUUUGACGUGGCCAGAGAUUUUGCGGCAAUUUGCCUUGGCAGCCGGUUACGGUCCAAAGUGGAGAAAGAGAAAUGUAGAGGCUCCGGCACGACCCAGAGAAGAGGUCGAGGUAUUUCCUCGUCCAUCACGUCAAUCAGGAGACCCACCCGAGCCGGUCGAGGAGGAAAAUGCCGUCUCCAUUCUUCGUUCAGGAGCUGCUGCAGCAAGUGCGGUGGCUCUUAUGCAGGGGAAGGGUGUUGGACAUUUGCGUAGAUGUCGAUAUCGCCUUACACCAGGAACGGUGAAAUAUGCUGCAUUUCACGUUCUGUCUUUGGAAGGAAGCAAGGGGCUCACUAUCUUAGAAGUUGCCGACAGAAUACAGAAAUCAGGCCUUCGAGACUUGACAACUAGCAAGACACCCGAGGCUUCUAUAGCUGCAGCACUGUCUCGCGACACAAACUUAUUCGAGCGUGUGGCUCCUUCUACCUACUGCGUUCGGCCUGCGUUUAGAAAGGAUCCAGAGGAUGCAGAGGAAGUAUUACAGGCUGCCAGAGAAAGAAUUCGACUGUUUCAAAGUGGGUUCCUGGAUGUGGAAGAAGCCGAGAAGGAGAACGAAGAAGGCGAAGAAGUGGAAAGAGAUGAGGAAUAUGAUUCUGACGGGCAGGAUGUCGAGGAUGCGGAUGCCGAUGCAGAUGCAGAUGUUGAUACCCCUAUACCAAAGGAGUCAGAGUUGAAGGAUGAAAGUUUGCAAGCUGAAGACGCGGCAAAGUCGGAAAGCCUAGCUGAGGAGGAAAUGGAGAUCGAUGAGAGCCAAGUGGGUGAACCUUGGGUACAAGGGUUGAUGGAAGGAGAGUACGCCGAGCUGAGUGUUGAGGAGAGGUUGGUCGCUCUUGUGGCACUGAUCAAUGUAGUGAAUGAAGGCAACAGUAUACGGCUUGCGUUGGAGUCUCGAAUGGAAGCGGCAAGUGCUCUCAAGCGACAGAUGUGGGCUGAAGCUCAGAUCGAGCGGCGGCGUCACAAAGAAGAGCAGCUGUUAAGGUUACAGCCUGCUCUUCUGGCUGCUGCAAAUAACGAGUCUGGUGAAAUGGUCGACGUAGGCUCUGUUCCUGUUACUGUCACUGGGGAGAAGGUAGUUGAACCUUUAGUGAGCACGAAGCAAGAGACCAUACUGGAGCUAAACCUGGUGCCCGCUGAUUCUAACAUGGUUUCUGACGGCCCGGGGUCGGUCGAGCACAACCCAUCAGUUGCAGAGAAGAGUAUCACAGUCCAGGAGAAGAACGGAUCAAUGCAUGAGAAGAACGCACCUCAUGAAGGAUCCGUUACUCAAGAAGCUGUUGCGUCUGGUCACGUGACAGAGAGGUCACGCGCUCAAGUGAAAGCCGAUAUCGGAGUCUGGGCCGAAGAGUUGUAUGUAGUUAGAUCACUCCCAUUGGGCACAGACCGGCGACGAAAUCGAUAUUGGCAAUUUGUGACGUGCAGGGGUGGACAAGAUCCAAGUUGCGGCCGUAUCUUCUUUGAAUCCUUCUCAGAUGGUCUUUGGGAGGUCAUUGAUACGGAAGAAGCUUUGGAUGCACUGAUGUCUUCACUUGACAUACGAGGUACAAGGGAAGCUGCGCUCCAUGCUGUUUUGGUUAGGUUGGAGAGCACUCUUAGACCAGCGAUGAGGCUUGCUGCCGCAUCAAGUUCUUCAUCUGUUUCGCAUCAUGAUGUGAAAUCUGAACUUGGGGAAGCUGGAAAACCCACUGACAGUGCUGGAAGAGGGGGUGCCUCCGGAGCAUCUUAUGGGACAGCAGUCGAUGGUAGUCCUUCAAGUGGACUCGGGGUGGAGAUCCCCGCGAGAUCUGGUUCGAUCUCUGUUGACCUUGGGAAGACUGAUGCGGAGAAGCAGAGAGCUUUUGAUCGUUUCAAGGAUUUUGAACAUUGGACGUGGACAGAAAACACAAGGUCCUUGUCUGCUUUGAAAGUGGCGAAAACUGGUAGGAAGAGAGAGCCGGACUUACUCCUUUGCUGUUCCAAAUGUCAUGAGCUCUAUUCUGCAAUUGACAAGCAUUGCCAGUUCUGUCAUGCAACCUUUCCGAAAACACAAACCAAGCACGACUUUCAUGCCCGAGAAUGCGAGGACAAGAUGAAGAAAAAGGAUCCAGCGUGGAAAUUAUGUGGUCUUUCAUCUGUUCCCCCGAGAAUUCAGAUUCUGAAGGCUGACAUCUUAUAUAUUGAGACUGUCAUCCCUUCUGAAGCUUUCAAGGACCCAUGGGAUCAUCAGGAGCGAAAAGCAUGGGCAUCUCUUUUAAAGCGUGCGAUGACACCGUCUGAACUACUUCAGUGUCUUACAGAGCUUGAAAGCCGGAUUCAUCGGGAGUGGUUGUCAUCCUCAUAUGAAACAACCGAGGAGCUCUUGAGUGCCAGUGCAUCUUCUGUAACCAUUGCUAAUCAGGUUGCUCCAUGGGUGCCACAAACCUCUGCGGCUGUUGCACUUCGCGUUAUGGCAUUCGACGCUGCUCUUUCUUACAGUUCGGAGGAGAGAAAGAGACGGCAAAAGCAGGAAGAGGAGGAGCGAAAGAAUCUUAUGCAUACCAGCAUCGGUGUUUUCCCAUCAAGAACCACGCCAGAAGUGCCUGUUGUUGAGAAACCAGAUGUCGAUGAAGAUGACGUAGUGGUGGAUGUGGCCAGCGGUAGAGGCCGUGGUCGUGGGCGGGGUAGAGGUCGCGGUAGCAGAGGUGGAGGAAGGGGCAGUCGUAGCAGCAGAAGUGCACCUCCUGCGACGACUAAUUCCAGGGCCACUGUGAAGAAGGGCGCUUCAAAACGGAAACUCCAGUUUCAAGAGGAAGGGGCUGCCGAAGGGAAGCAAGGAGGGAAGGGUGGAGGAAGAGGGCAGGGCCGAUCCAGAGGUAGACCUCGGGGUCGCGGUAGUGGACGGCCGCGCGGACGUGGCUCACGUGGAGGACGACGUAGUGUCGCAGUUCGCAGAAUUGACAAACUUCCAAAAGAGAAGAAUCCCAAUGAACUGAUGUCUCAGGAAGUUGUUUUGCGCAAGGGGCAGGUUGCGGAGCCUGAGGACGAUCACGAGGAGGAAGAGGCCGAAAGCGAGGAAGAAGAUGCAUUCAGAUCAGGUGAGUGGGAUGGAUCAGAAGAACAGAUGGAGGAUCAGCAAGAAGAUGCAGAAGAAGAAGAGGAGGAAGAUGACGAAGAAGAGGAUCUGACUGGUGCAAUGCAAGAGGAGGAAGAUGAAGACGAGGAUGGAGAGGAAGGGGAUGAAGAGGAAGUGCAGGUGGAAGAGGGUGAUGAUGAAGGCCAAGCCGAAGAUGGGGACGAAAAUGGUCAGGAAGAGGAAGGUGAUGAGGAAGAUGAGGAUAGACAGUACGAUGAUGAUAGUUAUCCCCAAGAUGGGGAAGGAGAGGAUGACGAAGAAGCCGUUGAGCCUGAAACCGAUGAGGAUGAAGAAGAGGAAGAGGUAGAAGAAGCGGACGAAGGUGCGGAAUCUGCCAGAGAAAGUGACGAAGAUUGAUAUUAAGGUGUGCGUCUACAAGCAUUUGGGGUCGUAUAGAGCUUCACAAGAGGUUACUUCCAACCUGAUGUGGAGGUGUAAAUAGUUAGUUUCGGGGCCCCUUUCGUCAUUUAGUAUCAGAUCGGAUGUGAGGGAUGGGAGUGGUUGUUUGUUAUCGUUUGCAUUGCCUCACUCUCCCUGCGAGCCAAUGACCUUGAUCCGAUCGGCAGCUCGUCUCGUCUCCUCUGUAUCUAUGUAGGUUCUAAGGGCAGUAAGUAUAUAGCAGUUAAAUUUUCAGGAAAAGAUGAACAUAAACAUAGGGGCGCGAAGUAGCUGUUUUUUUCCGUAUAGCAGGAGCUGUGACGAGUUGAAACUUCAUAAAUCUCGAUUCAUUUGCCCAUGGUAGGCAGCUGUAUAUUGCAUUGAGUCGUAUGUCAUGCAUCUCUCUGUACAAGCUAAGUCUACAAGCGGCCCUUGUCUUCAGCUCUUAGAAGAAUUGCGGAGACUAGUAUUUUGUGAUAUGACCAAGUUAUUUGUUUCUAUCUAACUUGCAAAUGAAGUCUUGCUGGUUUCUGGAAAUAGACUCGCGUCACUGGGAUGGAGAAAGCCACUCGGCAUGUCCGUCUGCUAGGCUGCACCGACACCUCCGUUCUCGUCAGAUGCCAAUCAUUGUGGACACAUUGUCAAUUUCGGCAGCACUUUCUUUCAUCUUUCUCGCUUGCUUCAAGU